AUGGGGUCGAGUUCAUCAUCUUAUGCCCCUAAAACUAUUUAUCUGGAUGUGGAUGGAAAGGUGCAAAGGGUGAUUUUCAGUCGACACUGUAGCCCAUGUGAUAUUAAGGAACUUCUUUGUUCAUCAUCCAAUAUUGCCAGAAACACGGCUAUACUUCUGAUUGACUCGGAAGGAGCAAUGAUAUCUAUUGACCCCACCAUGCCUGCAAACACACCAAACAACUUAUAUAAGGUUAUGCCUCAUUCCACAAACCAAGGAGGAGAGAAGGAAGACAUGUUCCAGAACGUCCUGUCACAAGUGGCAGAGCAGUUCAGCAGGGCUUUCAGGAUCAAUGAGCUGAAGACUGAAGUGACCAACAGACUGGCCAUGCUGGAGAAGAGAGUGGAGCUGGAAGGACUUAAAGUGGUGGAAAUUGAGAAGUGUAAAAAUGAUCUGAAGAAAUUAAGGGAUGAAAUGACCUCUAGAGGAGGAGUGAGAGUGAACUGCAAUUGCAAAUACAAUUUUACUGAUGAUGGGAAAAAACUGUCUCCCAGGCGAGAUGUCCCAAACUACCCAAAGUACACACUUUCUCAGGAAACUAUAGAGGCUCUGAAAAAGCCUACCUUUGAUGUCUGGCAUUGGGAACAUAAUGAGAUGCUUAGCUGUCUGGAGUAUAUGUAUCAUGACCUUGGACUGGUUAAGGAGUUCAACAUUAACCCCAUAACUCUCAAAAGAUGGCUGCUUGCAAUUCAAGAAAACUACCGCGACAACCCUUUCCACAACUUCCGCCACUGCUUUUGCGUGAGCCAGAUGAUGUAUGGAAUGAUCCAUCUGUGUAACCUUCAGGAGAGGCUGACUAUGACAGACAUGUGCAUUUUGAUGACUGCAGCCGUGUGUCAUGACCUGGACCACCCGGGAUACAACAACACGUAUCAGAUUAAUGCUCGCACUGAGCUGGCCGUGCGCUAUAAUGACAUCUCUCCACUGGAGAACCAUCACUGUGCUGUGGCUUUCCAGAUCCUCUCUAUGCCCGAGUGCAAUAUAUUCGCCAACGUGGAGCCUGACUCCUUCAAACAGAUACGACAGGCGAUCAUUACUCUUAUCCUGGCGACGGAUAUGGCCAGGCAUGGAGAGAUACUGGACUCCUUCAAACAGAAAGUGGACAACUUUGACUUUACCAAUGAGGAGCAUGUUAAAUGCCUGAAGAUGGUGUUGAUCAAGUGUUGUGACAUCUCCAACGAGGUCAGGCCCACUGAGGUGGCAGAGCCGUGGGUGGACUGUCUCCUGGAAGAGUACUUCAUCCAGAGUGACCGAGAAAAGUCAGAAGGUCUUCCUGUGGCUCCAUUUAUGGAUCGUGAUAAAGUCACCAAACCAACGGCACAAAUUGGCUUCAUUAAAUUCGUCCUCAUCCCAAUGUUUGAGACCGUCAUGAAGCUCUUUCCACAGAUUGAGGAGAUCAUGGUUCAACCUUUGAGGGACUCCCGUGAUCACUAUGAAGAGCUCAAGCAGAUAGAUGAUGCCAUGUCAGAGGCACAGAAGAAGAAAACAGAGAGUAUGUCUUUAGGUGGAAAGAAGAAAUAGCCAACUUGCUUCUUUUAUGGGAUCUCAUGCUCAUCCAGCUCCCAGUUUCCUCAAAACUGAGGUUUUGAACAGUUUGAGCUCUCCAAGCACCCUAUUUCUGAAGGAGAGUGUUGGACCCCCUUCUGUGUAUUGAGACAUCCAGA
Onychostoma macrolepis is the source of this 1703-nucleotide messenger RNA. It is a transcript of the gene pde9ab, whose product is annotated as phosphodiesterase 9ab. The transcript is spliced from 19 exons. The record is from RefSeq and is a predicted model, not a curated record. Gene Ontology annotation, molecular function: 3',5'-cyclic-GMP phosphodiesterase activity. Gene Ontology annotation, biological process: cGMP catabolic process. Bases 1 to 1560 code for a protein of 519 amino acids. Lineage: Eukaryota; Metazoa; Chordata; Actinopteri; Cypriniformes; Cyprinidae.